This is a messenger RNA of Ambispora gerdemannii, 1354 nucleotides long. Lineage: Eukaryota; Fungi; Glomeromycota; Glomeromycetes; Archaeosporales; Ambisporaceae. The record is from the annotation of a GenBank genome assembly.
AGUUGAUUUAUCCCAAAUAAUGUUUAUCUGCACUGCUAACCGAAUAGAGAAUAUUCCUGGACCCUUGCGGGAUCGAAUGGAAAUAAUUGAAAUAUCUUCCUAUACUAAAAAUGAUAAACAAUCAAUUGCUGAAAAUUAUUUAGUUCCUGGAUUGUUAGAUCAUUAUAACCUUACCAAAGAGCAAUUAACUUUCGAAAGUUCAGCCAUUCAAGAAAUUAUUGAUCAUUAUACUUGGGAAGCUGGAAUACGAAAUUUAAAAAGAUUACUUAACAAAAUUUUUUCUAAAUUCUCCUAUAAAAUGGCCGUGGGAGAGUUAAAAACUGAAAACAUUACUUUAGAAAAGGUUCAAGAAUAUUUAGGUAAACCUACAACUUCUGAUUUAACUUUCAAAGCUGAUUAUUCAGUGCCCGGAGUAGUGAAUGGUUUAAGCGUUUAUAAUCAAGAAAUGGGAGGAGGCGAUGUUUUGCCAAUUGAAGUAAGCUUUCCUCCCGGCAAAGGAAAAAUUAUCACUACUGGCAAUUUAAAAGAAACCAUGGAAGAAUCUGCUAGAGUGGCAAUUUCCUAUGUUAAAGCUAAUUUUGAAAAAUUCGGGAUUAACAAAAAUUUCAACUUCAACGACAAUGAUAUUCAUAUUCAUGUCCCCAAAGGUGGCAUACCCAAAGAUGGUCCGAGUGCCGGAGUUGCUCUAACCACUGCCAUUAUUUCUGCUUUAACUAAGAAAAGAAUUGAUAAGGAUAUUGGGAUGACAGGUGAAAUUACCUUACAUGGGCAAGUUUCAGCAAUUGGUGGAUUACAAGAAAAAAUUAAUGCUGCCCAUCGGAAAGGAUUGAAAGUUGUUUUCAUUCCCGAAGGUAAUGAAAAAGAUUUAGAGGAUAUUCCAUCCGAAGUGCGAGGGGUACAAAAUGUUCUUUUGCCAACUCUUAUUCCGCUCAACUUACUAGAAAAAGAGAAAAAGCAUGUUGCUGGAUUUAGUCCAGAGUGUUUCUAUGUGGAAAAAAUUGAAGGCCAUACGAUACACAGUAGUGCCGAAGAAGCCAAACAAUUUACUUUAAAUAUCCUUUCUGAUUAUCAAGACUAUGCCGAAAAUGCUCUUUGUUUGGGAGUAAUAGUUGGUCAGAAAACGGAAGGAGAAAAGUUUGCUGGAGCCUUAGAAACUUACACCGUGGAGUGCUUAUUACCAGACGGACAAUGUUUACAAUUUGCUACUAGCCAUUAUUUUGGAGAUAAUUUUUGCCGUUUGAUGGGAGUAAAAUAUCAAGACGCUUCUAAUAAAUUUCAAUACCCUUUUUCUACUUCUUGGGGUACUUCGACCCGUACUAUUGGAGCGGUUGCCAAAACUCAUGCUGACAAUUGA